This is a messenger RNA of Lodderomyces orthopsilosis Co 90-125, 522 nucleotides long. RefSeq names its product ferroxidase (gene YFH1). The record is from RefSeq and is a predicted model, not a curated record. Gene Ontology annotation, molecular function: ferrous iron binding; ferroxidase activity; iron chaperone activity. Lineage: Eukaryota; Fungi; Ascomycota; Pichiomycetes; Serinales; Debaryomycetaceae. The transcript has a single exon. The coding region runs from base 1 to 522 and encodes 173 amino acids. Gene Ontology annotation, cellular component: mitochondrion. Gene Ontology annotation, biological process: intracellular iron ion homeostasis; iron incorporation into metallo-sulfur cluster.
AUGUUUAGACGAUCUGUAAAACUGUCCCAAUAUAUUCUACGUCAAUCUUUAAAGAAAAGACUUCCUACAGCAACAAGGUUGAUGCCAUUGAAAAUAUCAUCUAUUCCUAUGAACGCCACAAUUGGUCUUAAAUUUUACUCAAUCAGCACACAGGGUGAAAAGCUUGAUGGCAAAAUUGAUCAAAUUUCUGACGGAGAAUACAACAAACUAUCUAACGAGUACCUUGAAAACUUAUCCGACGAAUUAGAGGAAUUGAACGGAGAUUAUGAACAGGUUGAUGCAGAGCUUAGUCAUGGUGUUUUAACAUUAACCUUGCCCCCAAAUGGCACAUAUGUGAUUAACAAACAACCUCCAAACAAACAAAUUUGGCUCAGCUCACCAAUAAGUGGUCCGAAACGGUAUGAUUUAAUCCAGGGCCAAUGGAGGACUUUGAGAGAUGGCAGUUUACUAACAGAAUUGUUGGAGCAGGAAAUAUCGGAGGCUCUUAAAACUGACUUUAAAUUUGAGUCAGUGAGCUCAUGA